AGUCGCAGUGACAUGUUUGGUGUGGGAGAGUGAGAACAUUGUCUCAGACGGAUGUCAUUGGAAUAACAUACCUAUUUUGAUUUGCUCCUUUGCCUACAUAUAGGCCUACGCCUUGUCGGAUUUUAACAAUCGAUAGUUGUGCAACAUUAAGAAAACAUGUUUUAUGUUUGUUUUCGUGGCACAAGGAGAUCCGCAAUUCGGAAAUGGCAACUGUAUCUUCUCCUUCUCUCAGUCUGUUUUUCACUGUAUGUGGACGGCCAGGUCCGCUAUUCUAUUCCAGAGGAGAUGACUACUGGUUCAUUCGUGGGGAAUAUCGUUCAGGACCUAGGGCUGGAAGUUAAAAGACUGAAAUCAGGUCGAGCGCGUAUUUUUACAGAGGAUAGCCGUGAGUAUAUCGGUCUCAAUGCGGACAAAGGGACUCUGGUGGUGAAAGAGAGGAUUGAUAGAGAGGAGCUGUGCGCCCAAGUGACUCCAUGUUCGUUACAUUUCCAGAUAAUUCUUGAAAAUCCCGUUGAACUUCACCGUAUUGACGUAGAGAUAUUAGAUAUAAACGACAAUUCUCCAGUAUUUCCAAAUAAAGAAAUUAGAUUACAGAUUAGUGAGGUGUCUCUGUCUGGUGCCCGCUUUUCACUAGAGAAUGCUAUGGAUCCUGACGUCGAAAUGAAUUCCAUUCAAACAUAUUCCCUUCUUCCGAGUGAUCAUUUCACUCUGAAGCAACAUUCGCACUCUGAUGGCAGUAAAUAUUUAGAAAUGGUACUUAAAACGAUGCUGGACAGGGAAACGAAUGAGCAGCAUACCUUAGUGUUAACUGCUGUGGAUGGAGGUACUCCUCAGAAAUCGGGCACGGUCAAAAUAUAUAUAGAAGUAUUGGAUAUAAAUGAUAAUGCACCCGUAUUUAGCUCUGGACUUUAUAAAUCCUCUUUAUCCGAAGAUUCGCCUAAAGGGACUGUGAUUUUGAGAGUCAGUGCUACCGAUUCAGAUAAAGGGACAAAUGGAGAGGUUGUAUAUUCUUUUUCCCAUUCCACUGGUGGCGGGUCAGAUCUUUUUACUAUUGAUCCUCUUACCGGGGAAAUCAAAGUAAACGGUAAAUUAGAUUUCGAGACUAACAAACAACAUAAAAUAAGUGUGCAAGCAAUGGAUCGGGGUUCUCUUACAGAUACUUGUAAAGUACAGAUAGACGUUUUGGACGUCAAUGACAACGAACCUCUUAUUACAUUAAUAACAUUUUCAAACCCAAUUCCUGAGGAUGCGUCACCAGAGACCGUUAUAGCAAUGCUGAACAUUAAAGAUUUAGACUCCGGUAGAAAUGGACAAAUAAAAUGUUCCAUACACUCGGAUUUACCUUUUCGUAUUAAGUCAUCCUCUUCCAACAUCUACAGUUUGGUCACAGAUCAGAUGUUGGACCGUGAAAUGGUUUCCGAGUACAAUAUUACAAUAACAGCAACGGAUGAGGGGUUUCCUCCGCGUUCUACUAACAAGACUCUGACAUUGAGAAUAUCGGAUGUGAAUGAUAAUGCUCCAGUAUUUGAGAGGCACUCAUACACUGCUUAUGUGAGGGAGAACAACUCUCCAGGUGUAUCCAUAUUUUCACUAACAGCCAGUGAUAAGGACACCGGCAACAACGCACGUAUUUCAUAUUUUAUAGAUGAUUCACAUAAAGAUGGACUUUCAGUAACCCCAUUUAUAUCUGUGAAUUCAGAAAGCGGCGUGAUCCACGCAGUGCGUGCUUUUGAUUAUGAACAAAUCAAAGAAUUUAAGAUCUGCAUUAAAGUGCAAGAUGGAGGUUCACCGCCUCUGAGCACCAAUGUGACUUUAACUGUUUUCGUACAAGACCAGAACGACAACUCGCCUCAGGUUCUCUACCCAGUACAAACUGGUGGCUCUCUGGUGGCUGAAAUGGUGCCCCGUUCAGCAGAUGUGGGCUAUCUUGUCACUAAAGUGGUGGCUGUUGAUGUGGACUCCGGACAGAAUGCUUGGCUCUCAUAUAAACUGCAGAAAGCGACAGACAGGGCGCUGUUUGAAGUGGGCUUACAGAAUGGAGAAAUAAGAACCAUACGCCAGGUCAUUGAUAAAGAUGCUGUGAAACAAAUUCUCACUGUUAUAGUGGAGGACAACGGACAGCCCUCUCGAUCAGCUACAGUCAAUGUGAACGUGGCAGUGGCGGACAGCUUCCCUGAAGUCCUUUCAGAACUCACUGACUUCAAGCAAGACAAAGAAUACAACAAUAACUUGACAUUUUAUUUAAUUUUGGCACUUGCUGUGGUUUCACUACUUUUUAUUUUUUCUAUUAUUGCUAUAAUUUCUGUCAAAAUCUACCGGUGGAAACAGAAUAAGUUAUUCUAUAAAUCUGCAACAAACCUCCCCGUUAUCCCAUAUUACCCUCCCGUUUACCCAGACGGAACCAUGGGAACCCUACAGCGUGUGUACAACUAUGAGGUGUGUGGAACCACUGACUCUAGGAUGAGUGAUGUGAAGUUUGCGAGGCCUUAUAGCCAGAACACACUGGGGGAUGUGAGUCGCAUGGGGACAAUGCAGAGAGAGAAGAGGGAGCAGGAGGAUGGUGAUGGAGAGUGUAAUUUCUCUGCUUAA
Messenger RNA from Coregonus clupeaformis (lake whitefish), 2589 nucleotides. RefSeq names its product protocadherin gamma-A11-like. Gene Ontology annotation, molecular function: calcium ion binding. Gene Ontology annotation, cellular component: plasma membrane. Bases 157 to 2589 code for a protein of 810 amino acids. Gene Ontology annotation, biological process: homophilic cell-cell adhesion. The record is from RefSeq and is a predicted model, not a curated record. NCBI's taxonomy places the organism in Eukaryota, Metazoa, Chordata, Actinopteri, Salmoniformes, Salmonidae. The transcript has 2 exons.